Messenger RNA from Spodoptera litura, 2332 nucleotides. RefSeq names its product adaptor protein complex 2, mu subunit (gene AP-2mu). NCBI's taxonomy places the organism in Eukaryota, Metazoa, Arthropoda, Insecta, Lepidoptera, Noctuidae. Gene Ontology annotation, cellular component: clathrin adaptor complex. The record is from RefSeq and is a predicted model, not a curated record. Gene Ontology annotation, biological process: intracellular protein transport; vesicle-mediated transport.
GUUUCGAUUUCGAUUCGACGUUUCAUUUUGGGGGCGGGUAUCGCUACUUUACUGUCCUAGCGAAAUUUAGGAAAAAUGAGAUAAUUUAUCAUUUAGUGUUAAUUCGAGUAUAUUAAAUUAUUUCAUUAAACUAAUGUUAGUGUCUACAGUACCGUAGGUUUCUAACAAGAUGAUUGGGGGCCUGUUCGUGUACAACCACAAGGGCGAAGUCCUGAUCUCACGGGUGUACCGUGAUGAUAUUGGGCGGAAUGCCGUGGACGCGUUCAGAGUGAACGUGAUCCAUGCGAGGCAGCAAGUGCGCUCGCCCGUGACUAACAUCGCUAGGACUUCCUUCUUUCAUAUUAAGAGAGCCAAUAUCUGGCUGGCAGCUGUGACCAAGCAGAAUGUGAAUGCUGCUAUGGUGUUUGAAUUCCUUCUGAAAAUCAUAGAUGUGAUGCAAUCUUACUUCGGCAAGAUCUCCGAGGAGAACAUCAAGAACAACUUCGUGCUUAUCUAUGAGUUGUUGGACGAAAUCUUGGACUUUGGUUACCCUCAGAAUUCAGACACAGGAGUCCUGAAGACAUUCAUUACCCAGCAGGGUAUCAAAUCUGCAUCCAAAGAAGAACAGGCUCAAAUCACUUCACAGGUGACUGGCCAAAUUGGAUGGCGUCGCGAGGGCAUCAAAUACAGACGCAAUGAGCUGUUCCUGGAUGUACUGGAGUAUGUCAACCUCCUCAUGUCUCCUCAAGGUCAAGUCCUGUCAGCUCAUGUAGCUGGCAAGGUGGUAAUGAAAUCUUACCUCUCUGGCAUGCCAGAGUGCAAGUUUGGUAUCAAUGACAAGAUCGUCAUGGAAGCCAAGGGGAAAGGCAAUGGUGGCAUCUCCGGCAACACUGACAGUGACCCAGCUCGCUCCGGCAAGCCAGUGGUCGUGAUUGACGACUGCCAGUUCCACCAGUGUGUGAAGCUCAGCAAGUUUGAGACGGAACAUUCCAUCUCUUUCAUACCUCCUGAUGGCGAGUUCGAGCUUAUGAGAUACCGCACAACCAAGGACAUAUCCCUGCCGUUCCGUGUGAUUCCAUUGGUCCGUGAAGUGGGACGCACUAAGAUGGAAGUAAAAGUGGUGCUGAAGAGCAACUUCAAGCCCUCGUUGCUUGGCCAGAAGAUUGAGGUCAAGAUUCCCACUCCACUGAACACUAGCGGAGUCCAGCUCAUCUGUUUAAAGGGGAAAGCCAAGUACAAGGCUUCGGAAAAUGCUAUUGUUUGGAAGAUAAAGCGCAUGGCUGGUAUGAAGGAGACGCAGCUGUCUGCUGAGAUUGAGCUACUUGAGACGGACACUAAGAAGAAAUGGACCAGACCACCCAUCUCUAUGGGAUUCGAGGUGCCAUUCGCACCUUCUGGGUUCAAGGUCCGUUACCUGAAAGUGUUCGAACCCAAGCUGAACUACUCCGACCACGAUGUGAUUAAAUGGGUGCGCUACAUCGGACGCUCAGGACUCUACGAGACAAGAUGCUAAACGAAUACUGGUUACAAUGAAAUGCACGAGCUAAGUGGUUGAACGGACACAGUAAUGGCGUGUUACAUAAUAUAUUUUUUUUGUAUAUAAUUUCACAUGCAUCGAGAGAUUCCUUCAAUGAGUUCUAUUUUUUUAUUUUCACUCUAAUAUGUAUGCGUAUACGGUAUCAUUAAUCGUAAUUUUAUGUAAUACAAUUUAAUUUGAAAAUUGUGGUAAAAGACAUAUUUUAAUCAUAUAAUUUUCGAUUUUAAUGGUGUUAGACAGAAGGUUUCAAGUUUAUUGUGAAUUACUGUACAUACCGAAAUCUCUUGAAAGCGAUUGUGAUUUAAAAAAUCAACUUUUUCUUAAAUAUUGAUCAGUACCAGUGCAAUAAUUACUCAAUAGCUUAUGAAGAUUUGAUCAAUCGUCAAUCAGAGUAUAGUAUGACUCAAAAUAUAAUUUGUACUACAAUACUUCUGUCUAAUAUCUCAUAUAAACAAUAAAAAUUAUUAUAAUAUCAAUUAAUUAUAAUUAUAUCAAAGUUGAAUGUUUUAAAUGGGCUGCAUUUUUACAUUUUUAUGUUUGUACAUUAUAUUUCUAUCGUAGAAUCUCAUACUCGUAUCAUUGGUUAUUCGCUUGUAAUAUUCGCCCUUACAGACCAUUUGUGUGGGGAAGAAUUUAAUCAAAAAUGUAUAAGAUAUAUUCACUUAAGGUCAAAACGCCGGCAACAUACUUGUAACUCCUGAGAACUGAAGUACGAAUUUCUUUUCGAGAAACGAGACUGCGUUCGGCGCUGUGAUUCAGAGCAGAGGCCUUAGUACAAGUUUGUCUUAAGUUUAAAGUAUUCGUAACGAGACCUCG